AUGGCCAAGUCAAUUCUCCUCAUCAAUGGGCCCAAUUUGAACCUUCUUGGGACCCGGGAACCAUCCAUAUACGGAAGCACAACCUUGCCACAAGUCGUGGAGUCUGCAUCAUCGCAAUGCUCGCGACUUUCGAUCACCUUUUCGCACAUUCAGUCCAACCACGAAGGCGUCCUGAUAGAUCGCAUCCAUGAAGCACGUGGCAACGUUGAUGCUAUUGUGAUCAACCCUGGAGCAUUAACGCACACCAGCGUUGGUCUUAGGGACGCAUUGGUUGGCGUAGACAUCCCAUUCGUCGAAGUGCACAUCAGCAACAUCCACAAGCGCGAAGCGUUCCGGCAUCAUAGCUAUCUCAGCGACAAGGCAGAGGCGGUCAUCUGUGGUUUGGGAACGUACGGCUAUGAGGCAGCGAUCGAAUAUGCUGCUAGGCACAUCAAACCAAAAGGGGAGGCGCAAUUAUAG
This is a messenger RNA of Parastagonospora nodorum SN15, 459 nucleotides long. RefSeq lists its product as hypothetical. The transcript has a single exon. Gene Ontology annotation, molecular function: 3-dehydroquinate dehydratase activity. Gene Ontology annotation, biological process: quinate catabolic process. Lineage: Eukaryota; Fungi; Ascomycota; Dothideomycetes; Pleosporales; Phaeosphaeriaceae. The record is from RefSeq and is a predicted model, not a curated record. Bases 1 to 459 code for a protein of 152 amino acids.